Molecule: messenger RNA, 3913 nt
Organism: Schistosoma spindalis
Lineage: Eukaryota; Metazoa; Platyhelminthes; Trematoda; Strigeidida; Schistosomatidae
Source: the annotation of a GenBank genome assembly
CAACGAACAAAGCAAAUAAACAAGCAGCGCAAUGCUCCACCCUUUGAAGAGGUUCUUACCCAGCCAAUGCGCAGUUUGUGUGCCUCUACCGAAGUAAAAGAGUCUUGUUUGCCAAAGCAAAAUGCAGAGAACCAUGACGCGUUCCUCGAUAUAUUUAGUCUUACACAACAAACCCAGCCGAUGAUAGAUUCAUCCGAUAGUGGUUCAUUGUUUGCACCAGUUGAAGGUAUGGGUCAUACAGACUUGUCAGACAAUACUCGUGUAAGUCACACUACUCAAAAACGUGAAUCAAAACCUAUGUCAAAAUUACUUCGGAAAACUUCGAAAAGGAUUAAGCGUGCUGCAUGUCUGCCGCCUCUCCCACCAGUCACGCGAACUAACGUUUUGACGCGUGAUAGUCCAGAAGCUGUUUUUCAUAGCGCUCUUUCUUCACAUAACUCUGUGUCACUGAAAAGGUCAUCUGAUUCACCUUUUGCAGAUGGGAAAAACAGGAAACAAUGUCGAAGAGAAUCGAAUUGUUCUGUUUUGUCUGGUCACGGGUUGGUUACGAAAACGCACGAGGUUUUAUGUCAUGUACAACCCUCAGAGAAUACAUGUAUCAACACUAAAAGCCUUAGCAGUCUCUUCAACCAGGAGGGAACCAAAAGUAAGUUGGAUAUAGAACCAAUUGGUCCCUAUAAACCAACGUCAGCUUGCAAUCUAAAGAAACGUUCUCACUCGUUCAGUGGGUCUUUGUCUCAUACCUCGUCAGUACUAGCUGGUAAACGCUUGCUUCAAAAGUAUCGUAGCAGACCUCACCGUCUGUCAACGAUUCAGCAUAGUAUUUCUGCCAAAAGUCCUGGUUGGUCUCGUUGGCGCCAAAUGUGUCACGAACUGAGACGUCGAAGUUCGUCAUUGCGAAUAACAUUCCACAGGUCAUCUAGUUUGGUUGGUAAAAUUGGAUCAAAAGCUUCUGAACCACACAAAAGUCACAAGAAACGUACUAUUAGAGAUUUCUCUAGACGUUCCUCCCUUUCCAGUCUCGGCAUUUCUUUACCUAAAUGGGGACGUAGUGUUAAUCGAAGCAGACGUAGGACCAGUGAGAAAACAGUUGAAACUCCUUUGCAUCAUAGUAAGCAAGAAGAUAUAUCUGAUAUUUCACCUAAUAUCGUCCAAGAACAAAGUACAACAUCAAACAAAUCUCAAGAUGGUUUCAGUCCAGUAUUGCGUUUAACAAAAGCAGAUUGUCCUAAAGAAACGUGUCAUUUCAUUAUGCCUUUGCGACGUCUGAUUUCUCGUGACUACUUUCAUUCGAAGUCAUUGCGCUCUCGUCUUCGUUCUUCUCUGCGUCAAAAUGAAGCUGUUGUUUCUCCUAUCAUUCCGGUUAAAUCACCACAUGGUUACUCUGCUUAUAAAUGUGAUUUGGACUCACCUGAACCUCGUGGACAACUAAACGGAUCUAACAUCUCCAAUACAUCAUAUUCAGCAGUAGAUUCCUGUGAAAUUUAUUGUCAGCCUUUACAUUGUAGUGCUUGUGGUGAGACGCUAGUAUUACAUACAGAUAUCAAUAGUGCAAAUAUGAUAUCGCCAGGACCACAGUUUUCGGAAUUGCUACUCCGUCCACCUGUCUCCAUUCUCUCGAGCUCUAUGUCUUCCUCAUAUUGGCAGGCUGAAGAUCCAGGAGAUACAAUCUUUACGGAUACUCAUCUAGAUGCUCUGGUUGAGGUGAAUCGACGUUACAUAUCAGAAUCUGAUGGAGAUUGCAAUCUAAAGCAUUCUAGUGUAUCUCUUCCCAGAAAUUCAUAUAGAUCGUGCCUCCAAACCAAUUCGAGAGACAAUGCACUUAGUCACUGUGAAUUUCAAUCUAGUGUUAAGGUUCCAAAUUUAGUUGAACCGUCACUGAAACCUUACAACUCACCUACAUUACCUUCAAAUAGUUCUUACAGUAAUGCUCAACCAAAUAAAUCGGGAGAAAUACAUGGUGAAAACAUAGCGAACAGUGAAUCUCCAACCAAGCAGCACAAUGAUUUCUCUGGGUUUCCCGAUCAUUCUACUUUUUCCACUUUUCAAGGUAGCAGCAGUGAGAUUAUGCCAACCGUGGAUCGGGAGCGUUUGCGCCACGAAUGUGAAGAGUUGGAAGCCGUAGUCGCAGCUUUACAGAAGCAGUUGGAGGCUCAAGCUGACGAACUCAGUCCUGAAUCAACUGCUGAGAUCCUUAAAUCAGCCUGCACAGAACCUUUGGAUGAUGCCCCUGUUAGUGUAACAUCAUUUACUGAAUGCGUUCCACAGCAGAAUCACAAUGAAAUACGAAUGUUUCCUGGUAGUGAUGUAAAACAUGUCAUAGUAAGCGUCGAAAAGCUUCAAACUCAUGAACCAAUGGCCAUUCAGUCGUCCCCAAAAUUGUCUCAGGUUUUGGAAACUUGUGCUUCAGAAACGGUUGAUAUUAUUCCGUCCUCUCAAACAGAAGAGGAACCAGAAAAUUAUCAUAUCAACGUAAUGAAUCCACCUAUUGUUUCUCAGCCUACGAUAGCAAGUUCGAAGCCUGAGCAGUCAAACCAAAAUGAAUGGAGAAAUACAACCAGUCCUCUGAAUAAUUCUAUUUGUGACUUCAUCCCUGGUUCAUUAUCCUCAUCUACACAAAAUGUUCGUGAUCCCAUUUCAUCGACUCAAAAUCCAAUGAGUAAUAUAACCCAGUGUCCAGAAACAAACUGGAGUUCAUGUAACACACUCGUAGAUGAAAACUGGCCCCCAAAGUUUUCUGAUAAAUGUCAGCGAAAUAUUGCUGUUACGGGUUCCAAUUUAUCACCUUCUGAUACUGCUUUACUGCGUAAAUUUUGUUUACAAUUCAGUGUUUCGGAACAUAGUCGUUUCAUUCCUCAAAAGACAACUCAUGUAGUGAUUAAAGAAGAAGCAGGUCGUCCUCGUGUAGUUAAACGAACCUUAAAGUAUUUUAUGGGUAUUCUAAAUCGAGCAUGGAUUGUAAAUACUGAUUGGGUUCGUGAAUGCGUGACAUCCAAAAGACUUCUGGAUGAGUCGCCAUAUGAGAUUGAAGGAGAUACAGUUUGUGGCGAUUGUCAUGAGGGUCCUAGACGUGGUAGACUUGGUGUCCCAGCCAUUCCUCAAUCUCUUGAUAGGUUACCUUUCCGAAAUUCCUCCAGCCGAUUGACUGAAGCUGAAUCCAGUGAUCGCCGUCCAUUUUCUGAACUAUGGCUCUGUGCAUAUCGUAAUUUGGGAGCUCUACAUGUGGCUGAUUUUUGUCAGUUGGCAUUAGAUGGAGGUGCUACACGAGUUUUUGAAAAACCUUCGGAAUUAAUGGAUGCAACCAAUAAAUUAACUGAAUCUCUGGGAAUUACAGGUACAGAUGUUCGGAAACCACGUGCUGUAAUUCUUACAGACAAAGAUUCUUCUGAAUUCAAUCUUCAAGAGUGUCAAGAGCUCUAUCGAGUAUAUGGUGUGCCUGUUAUAAGUAUUGAAUGGAUGUUGAACUGUAUUUCAUUAUAUCGUCGUUUACCAAUUAAUCAAGCUUACCGUAUAUGUCCAACUCCUCAACCUGUUUCUGUAUCUAUUUCCAAAUCUUAAUUACUGUGUGUGUAUAUGUGUACACAUAAAAUAAAUUUACCAUCUUUAUAUUAUUAUCAUUUUCUUCUAAUUUUCUUUCUACCUUCCAGUAUAUUUAUCAUAGUCAUUUUUUGUGUAAUAUUUAAUCUGUUCCCUGUUUUUCCAAUUGUUUUACUCACUCCAAGUAUUUGAAAUGAUUAAAACCAAUACAUUAUUUAUUGAGCUCUGUUAGUUCGUAACUUUUGGAUUAUCUGUAAAAAUAAUGAUGAAGAUUUCUUCAUCUCUUGCUUAUAUUUUCAAUGUUGGACACUUUGAAAAAGCUCUUGUUGAAAAUGUUAUGUUUAUCGGGAAGAAGAUAUAUUUGUAAAUUUGUUGG